This is a messenger RNA of Trichomonas vaginalis G3, 396 nucleotides long. RefSeq lists its product as uncharacterized. The annotation marks the transcript as partial. The transcript has a single exon. The record is from RefSeq and is a predicted model, not a curated record. NCBI's taxonomy places the organism in Eukaryota, Parabasalia, Trichomonadida, Trichomonadidae.
AUGAGUGAUGAUAUGGAUUAUUAUUGGCCAUAUUAUAAAAAUGAAAUUUUGAAAUAUCAUGAUAUAAUAAUUUCUUUAAUUAAAGACAAAAUUGAAAAUAAUAAAUAUGCAAAGGGAAAAACUAAAUCACAACUUAAACAAUUGAAAGAUUUCAAAAAUAAAGUAUUAACAGAAAAAGAUAUUGAUGAAUUAUAUAAUUUAUAUAAUCCUGAGCCGCAAAAAACAAAGGAACAAAACGCCAAAGUCCUUCAGACCAUAAAUGAUGCACAAGCUUUAAUUUAUGAUUCAUUAGUUAAACCAUAUUCAGCCCGACUUUUAAAUGAAGAUCAACUUUUGGAAUUCAUCCUUCAACAUAAACUCGAAGCAGGAAAGUAUAUCAAAUCUUUAUAUACAGCA